AUGCGGCGCUCACUCUUGCUCUGUACGCGGUCGCUCUGGGCGAUCCCUACAACCACAAGCAGAUAUGCACGCCUUCUCCACACAUCGACAGACAGCACGUCAACCUUGAAGUCAACAAAUAAACCGGCCUCACCCUUGGCAAGCCGUCAAAAUGCAUACAACAAACGUAAUCAAGGCACUUCUACGACCUCUGGCUUCUAUGAUUCGAAUUCGGCUUUCCAAUGGCAGCCAGGCAGUGAGCCAGGAAUCGACACUUCGACCGACGGUGUCGUGUCACAUGGCAAGACCUUUCCUUCGCAAAUAACAGCAGUGGACUUCAGCGAGGACCAGAUCGAACAAACCGAGCUUGACAACAACUCUUUGGAAGGCUUUCUCAAUAAACCUCGGCCAGAAUGGGCUAGCUGUCGCUGGAUCAACGUCAAUGGAUUGAGUUGGGAUGUUAUCAAGCUGCUAGGCAAUUUCAAAAAGCUUCAUCCUCUGGCUAUCGAGGAUCUGAUGCACACGGGGAACCGAACGAAAGCAGACUGGUAUCCGGAACAUGCAUUCAUCGUCAUGACUCUUCAGCGACUAACCAAGCUCUCCUCUCAAAAUGGCCAUAGAGAUGCUGAUAUUCAGAAGGCUCUGUCAAGUUCGGAGUCCCGCCACUCUACGCAGAGCCGCAGCGGUAUCACAUGGGGAACAGAAAAAACCUUCCAGCCACCUGACAACCAAACACACCUGCGCAGCUUACAAUCAUAUCGUGGAGAUCGCUCACCUGAGAGAGUGGCAUAUAUGGAGAAGAACUCGAUCUUGACAAGGAAAAGCCUAGGUGUCUCUAUCGAACAAGUUAGCGUGUUCCUCUGCAGCGACAACACUGUCGUGUCAUUCUUCGAGUACUCUGGCGAUGUUAUCGAGGAGCCCAUCCUGAAACGACUGAAUUCACCAGAGACAAUCCUUCGCCGAAGUGGCGAUGCUUCUCUGCUGGUACACUCGAUUAUCGAUGCUAUCACCGAUCUGGCCAUCCCCAUCGUCAGCACAUACGAGAAAGCCAUCGCCGAGCUUGAGAUGGACGUCCUCACACAGCCCGCAAUCGGACAUUCAAAAGCCCUCUAUAUCUUGACAUCUGAACUAUCAAUGCUAAGACAGCAAAUGCAACCCAUAGCCUCUUUAAUCAACAGUCUACGCGACCAUCACAGCACAGCACAACUCCUCAAUCAUCGACCCACCUCAUCUGCUGCCAAUCCUGUGUCGGACAUAGCCCGACGCAGCUCUGGUCCUGCAAUGAUCAAGUCGCAGACUCAAUCUUCAGUCAACAUUUCCCCUGCCGCACACACAUAUCUGGGAGACGUAGAGGAUCACUGUAUCAUGAUUAUUGCUUCCCUCGAUCAGAUGCGCACGCAAAGCGACAACAUGAUCAGUUUGAUCUUCAACACCAUGGGAGCAUAUCAGAACGAGAGUAUGCAGCAACUGACCUUUGUGACCAUUUUAUUCCUGCCUUUGACGUUCUUGUCCGGUUACUUUGGCAUGAACUUUGAAGAGUUCCCACCGUUGAAGAACUCGCAUAUGUUCUUCUGGUAUCUAGCUUUGCCCGUGACAUUCGGCAUGGUGGUAGUCUUGCUACGACAGAGACUCUUCCGUACAGUGAGAAGAUGGAUGAAUCCAGGUACACGCUCCCACAGACACGCGAUGCGCGAGCAACGCAAACGACUGUGA
Messenger RNA from Aureobasidium namibiae CBS 147.97, 1692 nucleotides. RefSeq lists its product as uncharacterized. Gene Ontology annotation, molecular function: cobalt ion transmembrane transporter activity; magnesium ion transmembrane transporter activity; magnesium ion binding. NCBI's taxonomy places the organism in Eukaryota, Fungi, Ascomycota, Dothideomycetes, Dothideales, Saccotheciaceae. Gene Ontology annotation, cellular component: membrane. Bases 1 to 1692 code for a protein of 563 amino acids. The record is from RefSeq and is a predicted model, not a curated record. Gene Ontology annotation, biological process: transmembrane transport; metal ion transport. The transcript has 4 exons.